Messenger RNA from Phanerochaete carnosa HHB-10118-sp, 1672 nucleotides. RefSeq lists its product as uncharacterized. Lineage: Eukaryota; Fungi; Basidiomycota; Agaricomycetes; Polyporales; Phanerochaetaceae. The record is from RefSeq and is a predicted model, not a curated record. The transcript is spliced from 7 exons. Gene Ontology annotation, cellular component: COP9 signalosome. The coding region runs from base 12 to 1583 and encodes 523 amino acids.
CCCUCACCACGAUGGAGAUGGACAUCGAUGAGCAGCAACAAACCAGGCGCACUGGCGUAAUGCGUGUUCUCCCUAUUGACGACAAUCACCCCUUUGACCUCGACCAAUACAUAUCAAACUAUACAGGCAGAGCCCUCGUCGACCGGCUCACCUUCCUUAUUCCUCAGUGCCCCACCCUCGCUGUACAAGCUGCACAGGUAGCAGCGAAACAUAUCAGGAACAUGCGCGAUACUUCUCUGUACUCUCACCUUUCGAUCGCGUAUGAACAGGCUCAAACCAACGCUUCAUCUGACGCACCCCUACCACCAUUCCAUGAAGUCGUGAGCAUCGAUCAGACAUGGAUCGAAGAAACAAACAGGAAGAACGCAGAUGAGCGGACUAAGCUAGAAGUAGAGCUGAAGACAUAUAGUAGCAACAUGAUCAAAGAGAGCAUACGAAUGGCUCAUCGCGACCUGGCAGAGUUUCAUCGUUCCGUUGGAGAUUAUCAGACUGCCCUUAAACACUACGCCAAGCUCAGGGAAUUCUGCACAACGAGCCAGCAUGUAUUGGACAUGUGUAUCGCUGUUCUCGAGCUUCUCAUUGAGCAGCGCAACUACACGCAUAUCCCGACGUAUGUCUUCAAAGCAGAACCUGCACUCGACGCAUCUACCAAUGCGCUACGAUCGUCCACACAUAUUUCCGCUUCGUCUGCAGCUACACCACACGCGGCGGCGACGGCCGCACAAGCAAGCAGAGACCGCCUCAUGAGUGAGCGUCAGAAGACGCAAACGAAGCUCGAAGUGGCCACCGGUAUUAGUCAUCUUGGGCUUGCCUCAUACGAGAAAGCUGCCUCAGCAUUUGUGAGAGUGGGCAGCGCUGCAAGCCUGGGUGCGUGGGCGACCAAGGUUAUCCAUCCAUCUGAUAUCGCAAUCUAUACCACGUUGUGUGCCCUUGCAACAUUGCAAAGAUCCCAGAUUAAAUCACAGAUCAUGGAGAACGACACCUUUGUUUCCUCAUACCUUGAGUCUGAGCCUUACAUCCGCGAACUCGUAGUGAACUGGCUUGGUGGCAAGUUCAAAGCAGUGUUGGAAAGCCUCGAGAAAUAUUCUACCCGGCAUGCGCUAUUGCCGCAUUUGGCACCACACCUUAGCAGUCUUAUGCAACUCAUCCGUUCGCGGGCAGUUGCGCUCUACUUCAGGCCUUUUGCGACUGUCAAGCUCGAGAAGAUGGCCGCCGCUUUCGGCUGGACUAUCAGCCAAGCGGAGUGUGAGGUCGUUCGUCUCAUUGGUGAGGGUGACAUCAAGGGACGAGUUGAUCGUUUGGGCAAGAUUCUGAGGGCCCAAGAGACUGAUCAGCGUGCCGAGCUGUUUGCGCGAACCAUGAAGGCCGGCCAGGACAUGCAAAGUGCCAACAGGAAGCUACUGUUGAGGCUCAAGUUGCAACAAGCUGACCUCAUUGUCAAAGCUCCCAAGCAAUCUAAUCAGCCACAGCAAGGCUCGCAGCAACCCAUCCAGUCCGCCCCUUCGCAAAGCGGUAUAGGCGGGUUCGCAGGCAAGGUGCCGGAGAUUUUCACGAACAUACUCAGCAUGGGUUCUGGGGACUGAACGGGUAUGAUGAUAAUUCACACAAGGUCUCUGUCUUGCCGAGCAACUGUUGUAUCAUACAAUGUAUGUGUAGACAAAUUCUGAAUCAG